CAUUUCUCCAAAUUGCGAGAAAAAAACAGAAGUUUUUGGGUGUUAGCUCAUGUUUCUCUGCUUAUAAGCUCUUCUCGUAUGAACUGAACUGGUCCAGGUAGAAUGCAGAGCAGCUUGGAGGUGAUGCAAUCUAAUAAGCUCAAGCUUCGGUUCCAAGCGACGACCAUUGAUAUAUAUAGAGAAGACUGUUUUGCUCAACCAACCAUAUGAAUGAAUGCCGCACUGGACCGCAGCUGCAUUACCGUUCGUCCAUUGGAGGAGUUUGCUAAACCACUGAGGAUUACGGCUCCAGUCGCUGCUGUUAGCUACAUGGAUCAGAGGGUGGGUUGGGGCAAUCCAACAGCCACAAAGUCCAACCUUGAUGCUUCGUUUCUGAGCUGCUCCAGCAUUGAGAUCCAAGCAAUCAUGUCAUAUUCAGAUUCUGAGCUGAUGGAAUCAGGCACAGUGUGGAGUGAUGGUCUUCUUUCUCAACCCUGUGCUGCUUAUUUCCCACUUGUUGGGAGGCCGGAGGAGAAUUUAAUCAAUGAUGAAGAGGUGAUCUCUGCUAUCUUUUCCGGCGGCGGCGGCCGCGACAGCUUUUGCAACUUGAGUUGCAGCGGUGAGUCCGAGAUAAACCAUGGCUGCUCCCUGGACCAGCAUCAGUUCAGCAGAAAUGAGGCGGCCUCUCAGUUCUCCCUCAAUCCUCCUCCAAGAUCGAAUUUUGACGCGAGGAGAAGGUUGGGGGAGCGUUUCCUAGAGAAGGAUAGUCUUCAGGUUGUCGCUUCAAGGAACCGGAAGAGGCCGAGGUCGGAGAAGCACUCGGGGUGUAUGACGAUAAGCUUCGACGGAGAGAGCGGCCGCGAGUCAGACGCCGAGGUGAAGGAGAUGAUCUACCGGGCGGCGGCGCUGCGGCCGGUGAGUCUGGGCGCGGAGGAGGCGGUGGACAGGCCGAAGAGGAAGAACGUGAAGGUAUCGAGCGACCCGCAGACGGUGGCUGCGAGGCACCGGCGUGAGAGGAUCAGCGAGCGGCUGAGGGUGCUGCAGAGGCUGGUGCCCGGGGGAAACAAAUUGGACACCGCAACCAUGCUCGACGAGGCCGCAAACUACCUCAAGUUCCUAAAAUCGCAGGUAAGAGUCCUAGAAACCCUAGGCAAUCCGUCGAACACCGACGGCGCCACUUCCGCAGCCGCCGCCGCCGCCCCCGCUUCGAUGCGGCCCUCUUUUCCACUAUCUCUGAACCACCAGGCUCGCUCUGAACCAAGCUUCCACUUUGCAACGACCUAAUCCAACCAUCCUAAAACCCUAAUUAAUUACAUGAUCGUCUUCACCAUUAGCUUGGGGAUUAGGGCUCAAAUCUUAUCCUCCGUCAAUCUUCCUGAUCAAAAUUCUGCAAUAAAAGUUCAGCUUUUCUAGGCACCAUAGCCACCUUUCCCUCUCCACAAUAAAGCAAUCCUGGCCUUUCUUUCAGAAUUAACAAAACUGUGAAAGAGUUCAGGGCAUGGAAAAAGUUCCAACUCAAUUCGCAAUUCCAGACACACUUUGGAUCUCUCAUUUCCUAUUUCUUCAAAAACUGCGGACUCUCGUACAAUUCAGAAGAGCGAAUUCUGUAGGAACUAGUUCCAAAGCUGAAUUUGAAGGCACAAAGUUCAAAGAUGUUCAAGUUUAAAAAUCGUUGGCAGCCAUCGACAGUAAUUCUCAGGGAUGAAGCCCAAGAUCAUCACUCACUCUGUUACACAACGACCUCUGGGUUGAUUGCAUGUACAUUUCAAGCAAAUGGGAAAUUCUAAUUAAUAUCUGAGAGAAGGAAUGUCAAAUGUGGGCUGCUAGUUAGCUAGCUAGGGACAGACAAUGGUCUUUGUUAGCUCUUGGUAUCUUAUCUCAUCCUAUCUCUAUUCAAAAAAGGUGGCUUUUGUUAUCCGGAUUGGCUUCUUCUGUUUAAUAAUAUGUUGCUGGCUUAUUUAGAUAGUUUUUCUUGUUGCUAUUA
Zingiber officinale is the source of this 1963-nucleotide messenger RNA. Its product is annotated as transcription factor bHLH87-like. Gene Ontology annotation, biological process: regulation of DNA-templated transcription. Lineage: Eukaryota; Viridiplantae; Streptophyta; Magnoliopsida; Zingiberales; Zingiberaceae. Bases 211 to 1263 code for a protein of 350 amino acids. The transcript has 3 exons. Gene Ontology annotation, molecular function: DNA-binding transcription factor activity; protein dimerization activity. The record is from RefSeq and is a predicted model, not a curated record.